This is a messenger RNA of Closterium sp. Yama58-4, 825 nucleotides long. The record is from the annotation of a GenBank genome assembly. NCBI's taxonomy places the organism in Eukaryota, Viridiplantae, Streptophyta, Zygnematophyceae, Desmidiales, Closteriaceae.
AUGACUGGUACUAAGAGUAAGUGCCAGCCGCCCCUGGAGCCGCCCGCCACUGCAGCAGCCGCCCCUGGAGUCGCCCGCCACAGCAGCAGCCGCCCCUGGAGCCGCCCGCCACUGCAGCAGCCGCCCCUGGAGCCGCCCGCCACUGCAGCAGCCGCCCCUGGAGUCGCCCGCCACUACAGCAGCCGCCCCUGGAGCCGCCCGCCACUGCAGCAGCCGGCCCUGGGGUCGCCCGCCACUGCAGCAGCCGCCUCUGGAGCAGCCGCCACUGGAGCCGCCGCCCCUGGUGCAGCCGCCCCUGGGCCCGCGACGCCGCCCCUGGAGCAGCCGCCCCUGCAGCAGCCGCCCCUGGAGCCGCCCACCACUGCAGCAGCCGCCCCUGGAGUCGCCCGCCACAGCAGCAGCCGCCCCUGGAGCCGCCCGCCACUGCAGCGGCCGCCCCUGGAGCCGCCCGCCACUGCAGCAGCCGCCCCUGGAGUCGCCCGCCACUGCAGCAGCCGCCCCUGGAGCCGCCCGCCACUGCAGCAGCCGCCCCUGGAGUCGCCCGCCACUGCAGCAGCCGCCUCUGGAGCAGCCGCCACUGGAGCCGCCGCCCCUGGUGCAGCCGCCCCUGGGCCCGCGACGCCGCCCCUGGAGCAGCCGCCCCUGCAGCAGCCGCCCCUGGCCCCUAGAGCAGCCGCCACUGCUGCAGCUGCCCCUGGACCCGAGCAGCCGCCCCUGCAGCAGCCGCCCCUGGCCCCUGGAGCAGCCGCCUCUGGACCUCGCUCUGCUGCUGCCCUGCGCUCUACCCUACCUGCUCCGCGCUGUUGCUCUGCACGCGCGUCCUAG